CUGAUUUUAUAAAUAAACAAAUAAAUAGUAGCUACAGUACCAACGGUCCCAAGGGAUAUGGCAUUAUUGAAGAAAAGAAUAAUGCUGAGAACGUGACCAGCAAGAGGGAUUAAUUAUAAUGUAUAGCAUUCUUUCUAAGACCCUACAAACCUAACAUAGAGAGACACAAACUCACUAGAAAAAUAUUCACACCCAGAAAAUAAAUAAAUAAAAUAAAUAACCUUCCAAAAGCUGACGGCGUUUGCUUCCAUAUAAGGAAAGUUAAAGAUUCAUUCUUAGGAAUCGAUAUUGUUUUUUUAUACUCACAACACCAACAUGCACCAAAGAGAAAGAAAAAAAAAAAAGCUGACCAAAAGAAUUGUAUGUUGCUUCUAGCUGAAACAAUGGAUUGGGAUAACAUUACCUCUUCAAGCAACCACUCUUGAUGCUACAAUAGCCACUUCAUAGCAAAGUUUUAGAAGAACCUUGGAGUGAGACAAAGCAAAACAAGAAACAGAGUUAGAGUUAGAGCUAGAGAGAGAGCUUCAAUGGAGAAAGUGGUUGUGGAAAACCUUUGGAAUGGUGACAGAGAUGCACAAAUUCAAGCAGCUAUGGAGCUAAGCAGAUUUAGUAGUAAGCAAAGGCACAAGUUGGGAGAAAGUGGAGUCUUGGUUCCUCUGGUUUCCAUGCUUCAUUCUGAAGACUAUGAAGCCAUUGAAGCUUCUCUCUGUGCUCUACUCAGUCUUGCAUUCGGCAGCGAACGAAACAAGAGAAGGAUCAUCAAGUGUGGAGCUUUGCCAGUUCUGCUGAAUCACCUUCACUCUCAAAGCCAAACAGUGGUGCAAUUGACAGUAGCAGCCAUGCUAACCCUCUCAUCCUGCAAGGCAAAUAAGGUUGCAAUUGCUUCAUCCGGUGCUCUACAACACUUGGCUGAAUUUGUAAAUAGCGGUGACAUUCAGUUACAGCUUGAUGUUGUGGCCACAAUCCACAACCUCUCAACCUGCGAAGAGAUUGUUCCAUUAAUCAUUGCUUCUGGCAUUAUACUUUCAUUGCUUGAACUGGUCCACAACUCUGUGAAAUCAUCUCCGCUGGGUGAAAAGGCGAUUGGUUUGCUCGAAAAUAUUGUCUCUUCAUCGGAGAGUGCACUUUGUGAGGCUGCUAGUGUUGGUGGGGCAAUUCGGAUACUGGUCGAGACUAUUAAAUACAGAGGUUUGAUUCUGAGAGAGGGAGUGAUGCCAGGACUGCUUCAGUUAAGCAUAGAUGGAACGCGGAGAGCCAAGAACAUGGCUCGAGAACUGUUGUUGCUUCUGAGAGAUUACUCCGAUUAUAGUUCAAGACAAAAACAAAUGAAUCAUGAGCUCAUAGAGCGGAUCAUGGAAGAAAUUGAUGCAGAUGGAGAGAAAUUGGCUGAUGCUAAGCUGCGGUUAGUGGAGGAGAUGAUUGCAAAGCUGAACACAUAAUCUUUUGAGUAAAUAGGAACGGGCAUAAGG
Arachis ipaensis is the source of this 1469-nucleotide messenger RNA. The record is from RefSeq and is a predicted model, not a curated record. Lineage: Eukaryota; Viridiplantae; Streptophyta; Magnoliopsida; Fabales; Fabaceae.